Eriocheir sinensis (Chinese mitten crab) is the source of this 8541-nucleotide messenger RNA. Its product is annotated as nucleoprotein TPR-like. The record is from RefSeq and is a predicted model, not a curated record. The coding region runs from base 35 to 7639 and encodes 2534 amino acids. The transcript has 40 exons. NCBI's taxonomy places the organism in Eukaryota, Metazoa, Arthropoda, Malacostraca, Decapoda, Varunidae. Gene Ontology annotation, cellular component: nuclear pore. Gene Ontology annotation, molecular function: structural constituent of nuclear pore. Gene Ontology annotation, biological process: mRNA export from nucleus; protein import into nucleus.
UAAACACACAGUGGUCCCAGCGCUGCGUGUGAGCAUGGCGUGUGUGGCGGAAGGGGAGGAUUUUUUCUCCCUUGUGUCCGUGGAGGAGAAGAGCCUCAUUCCUGAAGCCUUGGCGAGGAAGCUGCAAGAUGUGUGGGAGCUCAAAGUGAAGGAAAUUACUAACCUGAAGGUGGAAGUCGAGAAGUUGAAGCUGAGUUCUGAGCAAGAAAGAUUUCAACUUGAGAAGCAGGUGGUGGGCUUCCAGAGCCAGCUGGAAGAGGAAACAAGCCUGAAAGAUGAAUUCAAGACUCAGAAGGAAAAUUUUGAGAAGAAACUUGAAAAAAUUGAGGAUGACCUUCAACAGUCAAGACAGAAGAUUACUUCACUCUCCAGAGAACUGGAACAUUGUCAGAAUGAGAAAAAUAAUGUAUCCUCACAGUCAACAGCCAUGGCUGGAAGCCUUGAAUCGCGAAAUAAACAAAUACAGGAAUUACAAGAGCAGGUCCAUCGCCUGAAUGAACAGCUGAGUGAGCUGGCUCGGUUAAAGAAUGAAGCUGUAAUCCAUGCUGAGGAAGCAAGCAGUCGAGAGAUGCAGCUCAAGUACAGGGAAAAGAGGCUUGAGCAAGAGCAUGGCCUGCUGUCCCGUCAGAUCUCUGUCCUGCAACACCAACUGGAGCAGAGAACAGAAGAGACCAUCAAGCAGCGCCAGGAACAUUCCUCCAUCAUUCUUGGACUCCAAACAGACCUCAAUCAUAAAUUAGAAGAGCUUAGGGUAGAGAAAGAAGAAAGAACCCAACUUCAAAAUCAGGUUGAGGAGAAAGCACAGCGGAUUCAGGAACUUCUGGAGACUCUGAAUGCCUCAAGGGAGUCUGAGGUAGAACUGGAAGAGACUUUCCGCCAAGAGUUGGCUGCACAGAAGAAGCUCACUGAAGUUUAUCAAGGCUCAGCACAGAAUGAGAAGGAGCGUGCCGCAGCUCUUGAGAAGGGUGUUGAGGAGCUCCACAAGCUGCUGCAGGAGGCCAGUGAACAGUAUGGGGCCCUUGAGCGAGCCAAAGCUAAGACUGACGAGGAAAACGCUGAAGCCUUGCAGCAGUCCAACACUCUUGUUAAGGAACUCAAGGAAGAAUUGGAUAAAGUCAACACACUACUGGAAGCUAAUGCCAAGAGAGGUACAGGUGACUGUGAUGAACUUUCCCCAGCAGCCAGUGCAGCAAGUCAGCUAGUGAGUCGCGGCCUAAGCCUGACCCAGCUGUAUGCCGAAUACCUUUCCACCACAGAGAAGCUCAUGGGGGUUGAGGAGGAAAAUAAGCGACUGCAGCGUUAUGUGGACCAGAUCUUGAAGGAAAUUGAGGAAAGAGUUCCUGUACUGAAAAAACAGAGAGAAGACCACCAGAAGUCCCUAGAAACCAUCACUUCACUUCAUAACCAACUUGAGGAGACCCUUGUGGAGAUGGAGAAGCAGAGGUUAGAGGCAGAUGAAGCUCGGCGACGGUCCAGCUACUUAGAUCGAGAGAACAAGCGUCUUGACACCCAGGUGAAGGACUUGAGCAAGCAAGUGACUAUACUGGUAUCGCAGGUUGAGGCUGCCAGAGCCGGACUUCCUCCCCCAAUGAUCCCAAAAGACACCUCCAAGAAUCCAACUUUUGCUGGAGAUGUAAUAUCACAGCGUCUCGUGGCAUUCAGAGACAUUGCAGAGCUACAAGAGCAGAAUGUCAGCUUGCGUGCAUCCCUGCGAGAACUUUCAGAACAACUAGAGGUCUCAGAGCAGUCUGCUGUAGAUGAGAAAACUAAGGAACUUAAGGAUGAACUGGAUGCUGUCAAGUCCCAGUUGACAGAGCUAACCACAGCACGUGAACGGCAAGAGGCUUUGAUGACAAACCUGGUGCACCAGCGUGACAUGUACCGCACUCUCCUCACCCAGCAGAGUCCAAAGGCAGAAUCUAAGCCUGAUCGGAGAAGCCAAACACCACAGCCAUCUGAUGGAUCAAAUGAGAAACUUAAUAAACUUCAGCAAGAACUGGAGCAGUCAAGGAAAGAGGUGAUGACUCUGAAGAAGGAGCAUGAGGAGUACAGAUUAGAAAAAGCAAAGAAUGACAAGCUAAUCAAAGAUGAUUAUGAUAACUUGAGAAAAACUAUGGAAAAGACCAGAAAUGAGAACAUCAAGCUGCUAUCACAGUCGGAGUAUGACAAUGAGCGCAUCAAGACUCUGCAGAACAAUGGGGAGGUGCUGCGCCGACAGAUUGCUGUCCUUGAGAAAAACAACGCCACACUGAAUGGCAUCAUUGGUCGACAUGAAGGGACCAUUGACACCCUGCGCAAUGAAUACCUCACCCUGCAGAAGAAACUCUCCCGUGCAGAAAUUGCUGUGGAUAAUCUUAGGGAAGAGAAAACUUUGCUUAAGGAGGCAGAGGCCAGACUUCUUGCUGAGAGAGAAUCCUUGUCUCAUGGACAAACUUCUCAGGCUAUGCUUUUAGCCAAUUUGGAAGCAAUCAAGAUAAACUUGGAGCGCAAGGACUCUGAAGGAAAGAUGAGAUCUGAAAAUCGUAUUGCAGAAUUGACUGAACAAGUCACUCGUCUAAAAGCAAAAUUGGAAUCCAAUUCAGAUCUUAAAGCUGCACAAGAGAAGGUGACUGAGUUGGAGGCUCGCAUCAAGUCCAUGACAGAGGAGCGUGCUUCCACAACUAAGCAACUUAUGGAAGUCAAAACUGAGUUGGUAUCAACCAAGAAUAAAAUGAAUGAGCUCCAGGAGAGAGCCAAAGUCUCCCAAUCAUUGCUAGGACCAAGACCCAGAGGCACAAGCCCCGGAGCAUUAGGGCCAAUGCGUCCACCUGGACCCUCACCACAAGUCCGAGAUUUAGAGGUUCAGUUGGCAGAGGAAAAGGCUAAAGUGUCAGCCCUACAGUCUGCUCUGGACCAGUCGAAGCGCUCGCUGAUUGAGUUAAUGGAUCUUGGCAAGAAGCAUGAGAAGCAACUAGCUGACUCAACUGAGGCUUGUAAGACAGCCAAUGAGGAGUACAACAAACUGAAAAAAGAAUCUGAAGAGACAGAGGAGAAACUGAACAAAACUGAAACACAGCUGAAGGAAGCCAUAGAGGAAGGUGAAACACUGAAGAGUCUCCUGAAUUCUAAGUUGGCCAAGACUGAGGAUGAGUUGCAGACAUGCCAGAAACAACUCACUGAAGCCAAUGAAACUCUGCAGAAGGCCAAGGAAGAUGAAACUGCUGCCAAGAAAGAAGCUCAAGAGCAAAUUAGGAUUGCAGGUGAAGUUCAAGACAAGUAUGAGAGGGAGGUGAUUCUACAUGCUGCAGACCUCAAGGCCCUGGCCACCUUGAAGGAAAGACAGGCAGAGUAUAAUACUGAGCUUCAAGAAGCUCUUUCAGCCAAGGCAAAGGCAGAGGAGGCUGUCAGAGAAACGCGUCUUGGCUUUGAGGAACGAGAAACGCAGCUGCGCAAAGAAAACAAGGACCUGAUGACUCGCUGCCAUGAACUGGAAGAACAAAACAAGUCACUCCUAGACCAGUUCACACAGCUGUCUGACAAAAUGGCAGCAAUUCAAAGUAAAUUCUCUUCCUCUGAGGGAGAAGGUCAGAACGUAUCAUUCACCGAAGAUGAAGCGCGCUCUUCAGAUCAACUUCGAGAGAUCAUUAAGUACCUGCGUCGCGAGCGUGACGUGACUGUUGGAAAGUUUGAGGUGGCUCAGGCAGAAAACCAAAGGCUGGAGGCUCAGAGGACUUGCCUCAGGACCCAGUUGGAGCAGAUCACCAAGGAGUUGGCUAAUGAGAGGGAGAAGAACCAGGUGUCUUCAGACAGUGCCAGUCGCUAUGCUGAGUUGCUGCGAAAGGUGCACACCAUGGAUGCUCUGGCCGACAGCAACCGCCUCAUGCGAGAAGAGAAGGAAGGGCUACAGAACUCUUUGGUAGAGUUCAAGGCCAAAUAUGAGUCUAUCCAAAAGCAGAUUGAACCACUGCAGGAAAAACUACGGUUGAAUGAUUACAAGAUUGAGGCAUUGACGCUUGAAAAGAAGACACUGGGAAAUGACAAGGAGAUGUUCAAAAAGAGAACAGUAGAACUUGUAGAAAAACUCAAUCGAGCCAAACCAGAAGAUUUUGUUAAGCUUCAACAAGAGGUAAAUGAGCAGCAGAAAUUACUUCAGAGCAGAGAAGUUGAAAUCAACAGGCUGAAGAGUCAGCUUGCACAGCUGUCCAAGAAUCAGCAAAUGAUUGUUAACCAAAAGAACCAGUUCCAACAGCAGCUGACAAGUGCCCGAGAAGAGCUACGUAAAGCUCAUGAAGAAACAAGAAAGAACUUGCUGGAGAAAACUCGGCUGCAACAACAACAUGGAGAAGAGAACAAGAAAGUUGCUGCAGAAAGAGCCCGUCUUCAGCAGCAACUGGUGCAGUCCCAAGAGCGUGUGCGGGGGCUAGAAGCAUCGUCCCAGCAGGCUCAGGCCACACACCAGCAGGAGAUGGCUAAUAUGAUGGAACUGAAGCAGCGAGACGAAACGCAGAGACACCAAUUAGAGGCAACAAAACGUGAACUUGACUCAUUGGUUGAGAAGCUGAAGGAGGCUGAAUCAAAGUUAGCAGAGACUGCAAAGAAGGCAGACAACUUUGAAAAGCAGACAUUACAGCUUCGAAAAAUUGCAACAAAAUACAAAAAAGCAGCAGAAGGAGGAGCCUCAGCAGCAGGAACAAGUGGAAAUGAGGGUACAGAGAGUGAGGCAGGUGUUGCUGGCCCAGAAAGAGUGAAGGAGUUGGAGGAUACAAUCAACACACUUCGUCAAAAGCAGGAUGCUGCCCAAGAAGAACACAACAAUAUGCAAAAAGAAGUUGCUAAUUUGAAACAGUUGCUGUCCAACAAGGAGGCUGAAAUGGAACAAGCAAAAACCCAGACCCAACAGAAAGAAGGAGAAUUUAAUAAGCUACGGAAUGAUCUAGAGGGCAAGACACGGGAACUUCAAGUGGCACAGAACUUUUCUACGCAGCUCAAACAAAAUGUGUCCAAGCAGAUGGCAGACUUUACCAAGAGAUUGGAGGAAACUCAGAACAAGAAGCAGAUGUACGAGAGUCGCAUUGCCCAGCUGGAAAAGGAACGUGAUCAGCUAACUCAUGAAGUUGAAACUCUUAACAAGAAACUUCAGAUGCAGCAACGCCAACUGGAAAACCUUCAGAAACAAACUGCAGGGGUGUCUAAGCCAUCUACAAGUGGUGUGUCUUCAGAAAAGUCUGGUUUUGAGCCUCCACCAACAGCCAACAUCAAACCCAUGAGCACCCCAGGGACUCCAUCUGCUUCUCCUCGCUCACAGGCUGCCACACAAGUUGUUCCCCCGUCACGUGCCAUCCCCACCGCCAGCAUUCGGCCAAUGGCUCCACCCACAGGAGGUUCAGCUCCUCCCCAAGGGUCAACUGUCAUGGUUGUGUCUCCUUUAGAAACCCACAGUGAUGGCAUGGUGUCCUCAACUGUGACCUUGCCCCAGGCUACUGUAACACCCACCCCUGCCAUCUCUGCCCCAACACUACUCACCACAGCCACCACAACACCUUCAGCUACCACCACCAUGACUACAACUCUCACUGCCACAGUGUCUCCCACCCCAGUCUCUGUUUCCUUAACCACUCCAGUGGCUCCUGCUGCAUCCAUCUCUUCCAUUACAUCUUCACAACCCUCCUCACAGUCCUCAACUGCUACAAAGUCUACACUUGCCAGUCAAUCAUCUCCAGCCUCUCAGUCAACCACAGGUGUUGCAGAGUCCACACCAGCCACCCAGUCAACAGCUUCUGCUCAGUCAGCACCCUCAACAAAAACUGCUGCUUUACAAACUGCUGCAGCCACUUCAUCAACUGCUGGUUCUCAGUCUACAUUGGCCAGCCAGUCCACUCUGGGGCCUCAGGCUGCCACAGCCAGUACCUCAAUAGUUGCACCCAUUGUGUCUGUAGCUGCUGGUGGCUCAGGGGCCUCAUCAAAGACUGCAGCCUCAUCAGCUCCACACUUAAGGCAAGACUCCCAAGAAGUAUCUGCUGAUACACUAGUUUCACAGGCAAUUGCUCUUGUGAGCCCACUUAGUACCCAAGAACUUGCUGGACCGUCAGACACCAGCUCACUGAAGAGAAAACUUGACUCGCCAGAGACAGUAACCAAUACUAAGGAUGCCAAACGCACAUGUCUGGAAGGAGACGCACAACAGUCUACUGAGGAAGCUGGGCCAUCAUCAUCACAUGCUGAGCAGGAAAAUGAUGAUGCAAGUCAAACUCAGGAAAAUGAAGAUGAUGUGAUUCAACUGGAAUCAGAUGAUGAAACAGAAGAAUAUGGUGACCAAGGAGAGGAAGAUGAGGAAGAGGAAGAGGAGGAGGAUGAAGACCACAUGGAUGAAGAAGAGCAAGAGCCAGGCAUUCAUCAGAUUGACUCAGAUGAGGAAGAUGAAGCCAUGGAGCAUGAUGAAACCACACGAGAAUGCAGUCAAGGCCUUAAUGCCGAGGAGGGCCAAAAUACUCGAGAGGCUGAAGGAGACUUAGGAGAUGCUGAGGCAGAGGCUGAAGCAACAUCUCGGCUCUCAGAAGAUGCUGAAGAUUCAAGGGGAGAACCCCAAGAAACUCCAAGUGAGAGUCAGCAUCCUCAGCCCUCAGCAGGACCAAGCCAACCCUCCUCCUCAAGUCGUGGAAUGGACGGACCCUCACAGACCACCUCCAGGUCACCUCUUGUGCUCCCACGACCCAUAAUCCGUCAAGAGCGCCGCCAGGCCUUGGUACCCUUCAGCCAGUUGCCUCAGUAUGAGGAAGGUGGAGAUGACAGUAUUGUUCCAUCAACACCAACGCUCUUUGUUCCCAGACGUGGGGACGGCUUUUCUGAAGCUGUUAGUUCUCCUCAGGUUCCAUCUGGUGGAUUUGUCUUUGGUUCUAACCCUGAAAUAUCCAAUCCACCACAAACAAGUGGUCUGGCACAAAUGGCAGAAGGUGGCCUCAUUGAUGACACCAGGAUUGACCUUGGCCAACUUGAUGAGAGCAACAGAUCCCAGCCCAGCACUCCCUUGCGCCGCUCCCCAACAGCUGACUUGGGAGCAGAAGGUGGCGUUAGCACCAGUGAAGGUGACACCUCCCAUCGUGAACCUCCAACAAUCUUGGUGACGAGAGCUGAGCAGUCCAACGAGGAAAGCACACAAGACUCGGAGGAAAACUUUACUGAGGCUGACUCCAUGGCAGCAGAAGUGGGUGAAGAUGACAUUGAGGAGGAGGAGGAAGAACCACGUGGAGAUGCUGAUGAUGAAGUGCUUGAUUUGGAUGACGAGGGAGAAGCCGAAGCAGACAGACAAGCCAGUGAGGCAGAGGAGAGGCGAGGUGACAACAGCAACAGUAGUAGCAGUAGUAAUCAGGCAGCCCAAGAUGUUUCCAGUGUGCCCUCCUCUACCCCUAGCUCCAUGCCUUCCUCCUCACACCAACGGAGGAUAACGCCUAUCACAUGGGAUGAGUCUCCACAGCGAUUCCACAGAGGUCGAGGGUACAUGUUGAGCCGUGGAGACCGUGGACGUGGCUUCAUAAGAAACCCCAGUAUGGGAGGCCGUGGAUUUAAUCCCUUACUACAUAAUCCACCCCAAAUGAGAGGGACCAGCCCACAACGAGCCAGGAGGUCCCGCCCUGGGCCAUUCAUGCGAGGUCCACCUAUGUAACAACCUGUGUUCUGAAUAAAUCAAGAACUUAUUCUCCUGUGUAGAAAAAGCUGUGCUAUUGAAAUGUGAUGUCAUUUUUGCUAUUCUUCUGGUACAACAUAAGUAACUUCAGUUUCAUGGACAGAAAUUAGAUUUUUAUACCAAGAAAAUGUUUGUAAUUCAUUUAGAUCUGUAACAAGAUUGUAAAUUGUUUCAUGAGUAGAUAUACUUAGUGAACUAAGUCCAGCCUAGAAAAGCAUUGUUUGAAAUUUGUGGUUUGUGAUGAAUAUAAUUAUAGUAUAAAAAAUAGCACUUACCAAAUUAUUUUACUGUACCAACUAUGAUGUAAACAUUUCAGUUUAUAGGUGAAACACACCUUGGAUAUGCCUCCCUACUUGUAGCAUUGUCUAUUUCACAUAUUUAUCCACUCCUGAUUUUUUUUCUUUUCAUGUGUGCUGCAGUAAUGGCUGUUUUAAGGGUUAACCAAUUUAUCCAUAAAUAUUUUCCUUGUUGGUAAUUAAAUGUACAAAUAACAUCACCUUAGUUCAUUAGUAAUGUGCUACUUCAAGGAUACAUACAUGCAUAUAUUAUGCCAACCUUUCAUGGUCCUCAGACAUUGAUUUUCUACUUUCAUAAUACAUCUAUUAGGUUUAUCUAGCUUUAUCUUGACAGAUACUUAAGCUAGUAUAUUUUUUACUGAGGUUUAUUUAGCUUUAUCUUGACAGAUACUAAAGCUAGUAUAAUUUUUACAGACUCUUACUUUGUUAAACAACAAAUUUUACUCUUUGUUGAACAUACUUCACAAUGUAUAAAAAUGAUGAAAAUUACAUUUCUCAUGCUUGUCUUUUAUAGUGUGCUUCAAAAAUUGUCACAGCAUUGUAAUCAUAGUGUCAUUUGUUUUUGAAUAAACACUUGAAUGUGUA